Messenger RNA from Lytechinus pictus (painted urchin), 21243 nucleotides. RefSeq lists its product as uncharacterized. Bases 557 to 18205 code for a protein of 5882 amino acids. The transcript is spliced from 150 exons. Gene Ontology annotation, cellular component: plasma membrane; protein-containing complex. Gene Ontology annotation, molecular function: calcium ion binding. The record is from RefSeq and is a predicted model, not a curated record. Gene Ontology annotation, biological process: establishment or maintenance of epithelial cell apical/basal polarity; heterophilic cell-cell adhesion. NCBI's taxonomy places the organism in Eukaryota, Metazoa, Echinodermata, Echinoidea, Temnopleuroida, Toxopneustidae.
ACUUCAAGCUCAAGACUCGAGUCAGUACCGAGGUAUCCUUCUCCAGGCCAGGACGUCAUCUGGUGCUAUCGUUGGUUCCUGGUCCACCUCUGACCUAUCAUCGGAUUUUCAGACCAGGUCUUGUUCCAGUAACGGCGAUUCUAUUACGCACACGAGUAAUAAUAACAAGGUUCUUCCUCAGAUAUUCACGUGGAUAGCACCGCAGACUACAGCACUUGGAUCCAUCACAUUUCACGCAACGGUCGUUAUUGUGCAGACUCAAUACUAUGUCGAUAUACAAUCAUCUUCAGUCUCUCUCUUGCAAGUUGCUGCUUGUUCUUCAAACCCGUGUCUUAAUGGAGCUACAUGCCUCGAAAAUUCAUCUGGCAAUGGCUUCUUCUGCCAAUGUCCUGAAGGCUACGAGGGUACGACGUGUGAAACCCCAACAGCUGGGGCAUGUUCUUCAAGCCCGUGUAUCAAUGGAGGCACAUGUUUUGAACAGGACCAAGGGAAUGCUUUCUUCUGCUCUUGCCCUUCUGAUUAUCAAGGUACUCGGUGCGAGACAGCAGUUUCAGUAAUGGCAUGUUCGUCUGACCCUUGCAUGAAUGGAGGUACUUGCUUCGAGUCUGGAUCGCAGGGAGGAAUAGCCUACAUUUGCUCAUGUCCCGUAAACUUUUCCGGUGUUAACUGCGAAUUGGUAAAAACCGCCUGCUCAUCUCAACCUUGUGCAAACGGGGGCUCUUGUUUUGAAUUUCAAGCCGGUGUACGCUACGCCUGUAUUUGUCUCCCUGGUUUCACGGGCUUUAAUUGUGAUAUACAAGUGGUGCCUGUUGUUAAUGCUGCAUGUGCCUCUAACCCAUGCCCUGAUGAUGCUACAUGCCUGGAAGCAGCUGCUGGUCAAUCUGCAUUUCUUUGUCUUUGCUCAAACGGUGAUGUGGGUACACACUGUAAUAUUACUACAGAUCUCAGUCCUGUACUAGAUUGCUCUUCAAAUCCUUGUUCAAACGGAGCGACCUGUCUGGAUGCUACAGAUGGGAGCUCAUUUACAUGUCUUUGCCCAAAUGGUUCAUUAGGCGUUAACUGUGAAAUCCCUCCAGGCCCCCCUUCCUUUUCUUUUAGCUGCUCCUCAAAUCCUUGUCCUGAUGAUGCAACUUGCCUGGAAUCAGCGGGAGCUAACACCUACACCUGUCUUUGCCCGAAUGGUCAGGUUGGGAUGGACUGUCAUGUAACAGUCGUGGAAGGUUGUGACGCUCUCCCCUGUCAGAACGGAGGCUCCUGUUUCACCGCUGGAGCUGACCCAUCAAACUAUGUCUGUGGUUGCCCUGGCGGAUUCACAGGAACGAACUGCGAAUCAGUUGUCUUAGCAUGUUCAUCGGAGCCAUGUCAAAAUGGAGCGACUUGCAUGGAGGUUGAUCAAGGUUACGAAUGUCAGUGCGCCGCUGGAUAUGAUGGGGAUACAUGCGAGCUUAUUACACAAGAGCCAUCGUGUACGUCAAAUCCUUGUCAAAAUGGUGGAGCUUGCUUCCAGGCUGGAGCAGGAAAUGCAUAUAUAUGUCAAUGUGUGUCAGGGUUUACUGGAUCUAACUGUGAAAUCACAGAGCCAUCGUGUACAUCAAAUCCUUGUCAAAAUGAUGGUACAUGCUUCCAGGCUGGAGCAGGAAAUGCAUAUAUAUGUCAAUGUGUGUCAGGGUUUACUGGAUCUAACUGUGAAAUAACAGUAUCUUCAUGUUCAUCUAACCCCUGCCUUAAUGGAGCAACUUGUCUAGAAGCAGGAGCCGGUAACGGCUUCCUUUGCCAGUGUCCAGAAGGUCUUACAGGAACAAACUGCGAAACAGAAAUACUUGCAUGUUCUUCAAGCCCAUGUAUAAAUGGAGCUUCAUGCUUCGAGGCUGGAGCUGGUAAUGGUUACAUCUGUCAGUGCCCAACUGGUUAUACUGGAGCAAAUUGCGAAACAGAAGUACUCGCCUGUUCUUCAAGUCCAUGUCUGAACGGAGCUUCAUGUUUCGAGGCUGGAGCUGGUAAUGGUUACAUCUGCCAAUGUCCAGAAGGAUUCACUGGAACAAACUGUGAAACAGAAGUACUCGCCUGUUCUUCAAGCCCAUGUCUGAACGGAGCUUCAUGUUUGGAGGCUGGAGCUGGUAAUGGUUACAUUUGUCAGUGCCCAACUGGUUAUACUGGGACAAAAUGCGAAACAGAAGUACUCACCUGUUCUUCAAAUCCGUGUAUGAAUGGAGCUUCAUGUUUCGAGGCUGGAGCUGGUAAUGGUUACAUCUGUCAGUGCCCAACCGGUUAUACUGGAACAAAUUGCGAAACAGAAGUACUCGCCUGUUCUUCAAGCCCAUGUCUGAACGGAGCUUCAUGUUUCGAGGCUGGAGCUGGUAAUGGCUACAUUUGCCAAUGUCCUGCUGGUUAUACUGGAACAAACUGCGAAACAGAAGUACUCGCCUGUUCUUCAAAUCCGUGUAUGAAUGGAGCUUCAUGUUCUGAGGCUGGAGCUGGUAAUGGUUACAUCUGUCAGUGCCCAACUGGUUAUACUGGGACAAAUUGCGAAACAGAAGUACUCGCCUGUUCUUCAAAUCCGUGUAUGAAUGGAGCGUCAUGUUUCGAGGCUGGAGCUGGUAAUGGUUACAUCUGUCAGUGCCCAACUGGUUAUACUGGGACAAAUUGCGAAACAGAAGUACUCGCCUGUUCUUCAAAUCCGUGUAUGAAUGGAGCUUCAUGUUCUGAGGCUGGAGCUGGUAAUGGUUACAUCUGUCAGUGCCCAACUGGUUAUACUGGGACAAAUUGCGAAACAGAAGUACUCGCCUGUUCUUCAAAUCCGUGUAUGAAUGGAGCGUCAUGUUUCGAGGCUGGAGCUGGUAAUGGUUACAUCUGUCAGUGCCCAACUGGUUAUACUGGAACAAACUGCGAGACAGAAGUACUCGCCUGUUCUUCAAGCCCAUGUCUGAACGGAGCUUCAUGUUUCGAGGCUGGAGCUGGUAAUGGCUACAUUUGCCAAUGUCCUGCUGGUUAUACUGGAACAAACUGCGAAACAGAAGUACUCGCCUGUUCUUCAAAUCCGUGUAUGAAUGGAGCUUCAUGUUCUGAGGCUGGAGCUGGUAAUGGUUACAUCUGUCAGUGCCCAACUGGUUAUACUGGGACAAAUUGCGAAACAGAAGUACUCGCCUGUUCUUCAAAUCCGUGUAUGAAUGGAGCGUCAUGUUUCGAGGCUGGAGCUGGUAAUGGUUACAUCUGUCAGUGCCCAACUGGUUAUACUGGGACAAAUUGCGAAACAGAAGUACUCGCCUGUUCUUCAAAUCCGUGUAUGAAUGGAGCUUCAUGUUCUGAGGCUGGAGCUGGUAAUGGUUACAUCUGUCAGUGCCCAACUGGUUAUACUGGGACAAAUUGCGAAACAGAAGUACUCGCCUGUUCUUCAAAUCCGUGUAUGAAUGGAGCGUCAUGUUUCGAGGCUGGAGCUGGUAAUGGUUACAUCUGUCAGUGCCCAACUGGUUAUACUGGAACAAACUGCGAGACAGAAGUACUCGCCUGUUCUUCAAGUCCAUGUCUGAACGGAGCUUCAUGUUUCGAGGCUGGAGCUGGUAAUGGCUACAUUUGCCAAUGUCCUGCUGGUUAUACUGGAACAAACUGCGAAACAGAAGUACUCGCCUGUUCUUCAAAUCCGUGUAUGAAUGGAGCUUCAUGUUUCGAGGCUGGAGCUGGUAAUGGUUACAUCUGUCAGUGCCCAAUUGGUUAUACUGGAACAAAUUGCGAAACAGAAGUACUGGCCUGUUCUUCAAAUCCAUGUUUAAAUGGAGCUUCAUGUUUCGAGGCUGGAGCUGGAAAUGGUUACAUAUGUCAGUGCCCAACUGGUUAUACUGGAACAAAUUGCGAAACAGAAGUGUUCGCCUGUUCUUCAAGUCCAUGUCUCAAUGGAGCAACUUGUAUGGAAGCCGGGGCUGGCAAUGGUUACUUUUGUCAGUGCCCAGUCGGCUUUAGUGGAACAAACUGUGCUACAGAGUUACUGGCAUGUUCUUCAAAUCCGUGUAUGAAUGGAGCUUCAUGUUUUGAGGCUGGAGCUGGAAAUGGUUACAUCUGUCAGUGCCCAACUGGUUAUACUGGAACAAAUUGCGAAACCGAAGUAUUAGCGUGUUCUUCAAGCCCCUGUCUGAACGGAGCUUCUUGUUUCGAGACUGGAGCUGGUAAUGGUUACAUCUGUCAGUGCCCAACUGGUUAUACUGGAACAAGCUGCGAAACAGAAGUACUUUCCUGUUCUUCAAGCCCAUGUCUGAACGGAGCUUCAUGUUUCGAGGCUGGAGCUGGUAAUGGUUACAUCUGUCAGUGCCCAACUGGUUAUACUGGAACAAAUUGCGAAACCGAAGUAUUAGCGUGUUCUUCAAGCCCCUGUCUGAACGGAGCUUCUUGUUUCGAGGCUGGAGCUGGUAAUGGUUACAUAUGUCAGUGCCCAACUGGUUAUACUGGAACAAGCUGCGAAACAGAAGUACUUUCCUGUUCUUCAAGCCCAUGUCUGAACGGAGCUUCAUGUUUCGAGGCUGGAGCUGGUAAUGGUUUCAUCUGUCAGUGCCCAGCUGGUUAUACUGGUACAAAUUGUGAAGAAGAAAUCCUCACCUGCUCUUCAAAUCCUUGUCUCAAUGAUGCAACAUGUAUUGAAGCUGGACCUGGAAAUGGUUACAUCUGCCAGUGUCCAUCAGGUUAUACUGGGACCAACUGUGAAGAUGAAAUCCUUAGAUGUUCCUCAAGCCCCUGUCUGAAUGGAGCAACUUGCAUGGAAUUUGGGGCCGGAAGUGGAUAUUUUUGUCAGUGCCCAUCAGGAUUUACCGGAACAAACUGUGAAACACCAGCUCCUACUCCAUGCGAAUCCUACCCCUGCUUGAAUGGUGCAGCAUGUUUUGAAUCUGAAAGCGGUGAUAGUUACUUCUGUCUCUGUGCUAUGGGUUAUUAUGGAACCCAUUGUGAUAUGAGAGUACCCGCUUGUACAUCUCAACCCUGUCUCAAUGGUGCUGUCUGUAUAAAUACUGAACUGGGUUAUAGAUGCAUUUGUGAAGAUGGGUUUCAGGGUGACAACUGUGAAGAACAAGUUCCAAGUUGUUCAUCAAACCCUUGUGUAAAUGGAGCAACUUGUAUGGAAUCCAGCUCAGGAUCGGGAUAUUUCUGUCUCUGCCCUGCAUCAUACACCGGACCUGACUGCGGAGAUCCAGUUCCAAGCUGUUCAUCAAACCCCUGUCAAAAUGGAGCAACUUGUAUGGAAUCCAGCUCAGGAUCUGGGUAUUUCUGUCUCUGCCCUGUAGCAUACACCGGACCUGACUGCGGAGAUCCAGUUCCUAGCUGUUCAUCCAACCCCUGUCUAAACGAAGCAACUUGCAUGGAGUCUAGCUCUGGGUCUGGGUAUUUUUGCCUCUGUCCGCCAGCUUAUACUGGCAGAGACUGUGGAACGAGAGUUCUUACCUGCCUGUCAAACCCAUGCAUGCACGGUGGGUCAUGUGCUGAAUUGGAUCGAGAUUUGGGAUACACCUGUGCGUGUCCUGAGGGUUUCAAUGGAACCAACUGUGAAACCCAAGUUUUCUCCUGUACUUCUAAUCCCUGUGAGAAUGGUGGAGUAUGUUCUGAGCUACCAGUUGGUUUUGGAUACACAUGCGCAUGUCCUACGGGAUACACAGGAACCAACUGCCAAACACAGCUCCUGUCCUGUACAUCUACUCCAUGCCUCAACGAGGGAACCUGCUUCGAAGUUGAAAGUGGCUUUAGAUAUUUUUGCCUGUGUCCUACUGGUUAUACAGGAUCCAACUGUGAAACGAGAGUGACUCCUUGCGACCCAAAUCCUUGUCAAAAUGGUGGAUAUUGUCUUGAAGCUGCUUCAGGGUUUGAUGUAUAUUGCAUCUGUCCUGAAGGUUACUAUGGUUCAUCCUGUGAAACAAAAGUUCCUGCUUGCGACUCUACGCCUUGUUUUAAUGGUGGACUGUGUUAUGAAUCUGAGUUUGGAUUUAAUUGCACAUGUCCGGAAGGAUUUAAUGGAACGCUCUGUGAAACAAGAGUUCUGGGUUGCAACUUUUCUUCAUGUUUGAAUGGUGGAUUGUGUUAUGAAUCUGACUUUGGAUUUAAUUGCACAUGUCCCCAAGGAUUCAAUGGAACGUUUUGUGAAACUCAAGUUUCUCCUUGUUACCCGAAUCCUUGUCAAAAUGGUGGAUAUUGUCUUGAGGCUGCUUUAGGGUUUGAUGUAUAUUGCAUCUGUCCUGAAGGUUACAAUGGGUCAUCUUGUGAAACAAAAGUUCCUGCCUGCGACUCUUCGCCCUGUUUGAAUGGUGGACUGUGUUAUGAAUCUGAAUUUGGAUUUGAUUGCAGAUGUCCCAAUGGAUUUAAUGGAACGUUUUGCGAAUUUCAAGUUCCUAUUUGUGACUCGUCACCUUGUUCUAAUGGUGGACUAUGCUACGAAUCCGAGUAUGGAUUUAAUUGCACAUGUCCCCAAGGAUUUAGUGGAAGUUUCUGUGAAACAAGAGUUCUCGGUUGCAAUUCUUCUUCAUGUUUGAAUGGUGGAUUGUGUUAUGAAUCCGAAUUUGGAUUUAAUUGCACAUGUCCCCAAGGAUUCAAUGGAACGUUUUGUGAAACUCAAGUUUCUCCCUGUGACUCAAAUCCUUGUCAAAAUGGUGGAUAUUGUCUUGAGGCUGCUUCAGGGUUCGAUGUAUAUUGCAUCUGUCCUGAAGGUUACAAUGGGUCAUCUUGUGAACCAAAAGUUCCUGCCUGCGAUUCUUCGCCCUGUUUGAAUGGUGGACUGUGUUAUGAAUCUGAAUUUGGAUUUAAUUGCACAUGUCCCAAUGGAUUUAAUGGAACGUUUUGCGAAUUUCAAGUUCCUAUUUGUGACUCGUCACCUUGUUCUAAUGGUGGACUAUGCUACGAAUCCGAGUAUGGAUUUAAUUGCUCAUGUCCCCAAGGAUUUAAUGGAACGUUUUGUGAAACAAAAGUUCUUUCUUGUGAUUCUUCUCCCUGUUCAAAUGGUGGAGUGUGCUAUGAAUCCGGGCUUAGAUUUAAUUGCACCUGUCCCCACGGAUUUAAUGGAACGUUAUGUGAAACUGCAGUGACAUCAUGUUCAUCAUCGCCAUGUCUAAAUGGAGGGAUUUGUUCUGAUUCUGUGAACGGUUCUCAAUACGCAUGUUCGUGUGUAAAUGGAUAUACAGGAGUAAAUUGUGAAAGUAGAGUGAGUCUGUGUGAUCCAAAUCCUUGCCUAAAUGGUGGAGAAUGUUUCCAGCUUCAGGGAAGGGGCAAUACAUACUUUUGUCGGUGCCCUGAAAACUACACAGGUCAACACUGUGAAAACAUAACAUCAUGUUCAUCAUCACCAUGCCAAAAUGGAGGGUUUUGCUCUGAUUUUGUGAACGAUUCUCAGUACACAUGUUCGUGUGUAAAUGGAUUUACUGGAGAAAAUUGUGAAAGUAGAGUGAGUCAGUGUAGUCCAAGUCCUUGUCUUAAUGGUGGUGAAUGUUUUGAACUUCAAGGAAACAGCAACACCUACUUUUGCCAAUGCCCUGAAAACUUUACAGGACAACACUGUGAAAACAUGUCAUCAUGUUCAUCAUCGCCAUGCCAAAAUGGAGGGGUUUGCACUGAUUCUGUGAACGGUUCUCAGUACACAUGUUCGUGUGUAAAUGGAUUUACUGGAGAAAAUUGUGAAAGUAGAGUGAGUUUAUGUGAGCCAAACCCUUGCCUCAACGGAGGAGAAUGCUUCCAGCUUCAAGAAAGUGGCAAUACAUACUUCUGUCAGUGCCCUGAAAACUACACAGGCCAACACUGUGAAAACAUGACAACAUGUUCAUCAUCACCGUGUCUCAAUGGAGGUAUGUGCUCGGAUUCAACAAAUGGUUCUCAAUACACAUGCUCUUGUGUAAAUGGAUUUACCGGUGAAAAUUGUGAAAGUAGAGUGAGUCAAUGUAGUCCAAGUCCUUGUCUUAAUGGUGGUGAAUGUUUUGAACUUCAAGGAAACAGCAACAGCUACCUUUGUCGAUGCCCUACAAACUUUACAGGACAACACUGUGAAAACAUGUCAUCAUGUUCAUUAUCACCCUGUCUGAAUGGAGGAAUGUGCUCUGAAUCUACUAACGGUUCUCAGUACACAUGUUCUUGUGUAAAUGGAUUUACAGGAGAAAACUGUGAAAGCAAAGUAAAUCUAUGUGAUUCCAGCCCUUGUCUCAACGGAGGAGAGUGCUUCCAGCAACAAGGAAACAGCAAUACAUACUUCUGUCAGUGCCCUGAAAAUUUCACAGGACAACACUGUGAAAACAUGACAUCAUGUUUAUCAACACCGUGUCUGAACGGAGGAAUUUGCUCAGAAUCCACGAACGGAUCUCAAUACACAUGUUCAUGUGUAAAUGGAUUUACAGGAGAAAAUUGUGAAAGUAGAGUGAGUCUAUGUAGUCCAAGUCCUUGUCUAAAUGGUGGUGAAUGUUUUGAACUUCAAGGAAACAGCAACACCUACUUUUGCCGAUGCCCAACAAACUUUACGGGACAACACUGUGAAAACAUUACAGCAUGUUCAUCAUCACCAUGUCUAAAUGGAGGGGUUUGCUCUGAUUCUGUGAACGGCUCUCAGUACACUUGUUCUUGUGUAAAUGGAUUUACUGGAGAAAAAUGUGAAAGUAGAGUGAACCUAUGUGAUCCUAACCCUUGUCUAAAUGGUGGAGAGUGUUUCCAGCUUCAAGGAAGCAGCAAUACCUACUUCUGUCAGUGCCCUGAAAACGUCACAGGGCAACACUGUGAAAACAUUCCUGUUUGUGACUCGUCACCUUGUUCUAACGGUGGGCUGUGCUAUGAAUCCGAGUUUGGAUUUAAUUGCACGUGUCCCCAAGGAUUUAAUGGAACGUUCUGUGAAACAAAAGUUCCUGUAUGCAGUUCAUCUCCGUGUCUCAAUGGUGGACAAUGCUAUGAAUCUGACUUUGGAUUUAAUUGCACAUGUCUAGAGGGAUUUAAUGGAACGCUCUGUGAAAUGAAAGUUCCUGUUUGCGACUCGUCACCUUGUUCUAAUGGUGGACUGUGCUAUGAAUCCGAGUUUGGAUUUAAUUGCACGUGUCCCCAAGGAUUUAAUGGAACGUUUUGUGAAACAAAAGUUUCUGUAUGCAGUUCAUCUCCGUGUCUCAAUGGUGGGCUGUGUUAUGAAUCCGAGUAUGGAUUUAAUUGCACAUGUCCCGAGGGAUUUAAUGGAACGAUUUGUGAAACUCAAGUGUCUCCCUGUGACCCAAAUCCUUGUCAAAAUGGUGGAUAUUGUCUUGAGGCUGUUUCAGGGUUUGAUGUAUAUUGCAUCUGUCCUGAAGGUUACAAUGGGCCAUCUUGUGAAACAAAAGUUCCUGCUUGCGACUCUACGCCUUGUUUUAAUGGUGGACUGUGCUAUGAAACUGAGUUUGGAUUUAAUUGCACAUGUCCGGAAGGAUUUAAUGGAGCUUUCUGUGAAACAAUAGUUCUCGGUUGCAAUUCUUCUUCAUGUUUGAAUGGUGGAUUGUGUUAUGAGUCUGAAUUUGGAUUCAAUUGCACAUGUCCCCAAGGAUUCAAUGGAACGUUUUGUGAAACUCAAGUUCCUGUUUGUGACUCGUCACCUUGUUUUAACGGUGGACUGUGCUAUGAAUCCGAGUUUGGAUUCAAUUGCACAUGUCCCCAAGGAUUUAAUGGAACGUUUUGUGAAACAAAAGUUCCUGUAUGCAGUUCAUCUCCGUGUCUCAAUGGUGGACAGUGCUAUGAAUCUGACUUUGGAUUUAAUUGCACAUGUCUAGAGGGAUUUAAUGGAACGCUCUGUGAAAUGAAAGUUCCUAUUUGUGACUCGUCACCUUGUUCUAAUGGUGGACUGUGCUAUGAAUCCGAGUUUGGAUUUAAUUGCACGUGUCCCCAAGGAUUUAAUGGAACGUUUUGUGAAACAAAAGUUUCUGUAUGCAGUUCAUCUCCGUGUCUCAAUGGUGGGCUGUGUUAUGAAUCCGAGUAUGGAUUUAAUUGCACAUGUCCCGAGGGAUUUAAUGGAACGAUUUGUGAAACUCAAGUGUCUCCCUGUGACCCAAAUCCUUGUCAAAAUGGUGGAUAUUGUCUUGAGGCUGUUUCAGGGUUUGAUGUAUAUUGCAUCUGUCCUGAAGGUUACAAUGGGCCAUCUUGUGAAACAAAAGUUCCUGCUUGCGACUCUACGCCUUGUUUUAAUGGUGGACUGUGUUAUGAAACUGAGUUUGGAUUUAAUUGCACAUGUCCGGAAGGAUUUAAUGGAGCUUUCUGUGAAACAAUAGUUCUCGGUUGCAAUUCUUCUUCAUGUUUGAAUGGUGGAUUGUGUUAUGAGUCUGAAUUUGGAUUCAAUUGCACAUGUCCCCAAGGAUUCAAUGGAACGUUUUGUGAAUCUCAAGUUCCUGUUUGUGACUCGUCACCUUGUUUUUACGGUGGACUGUGCUAUGAAUCCGAGUUUGGAUUCAAUUGCACAUGUCCCCAAGGAUUUAAUGGAACGUUUUGUGAAACAAAAGUUCCUGUAUGCAGUUCAUCUCCGUGUCUCAAUGGUGGACAGUGCUAUGAAUCUGACUUUGGAUUUAAUUGCACAUGUCUAGAGGGAUUUAAUGGAACGCUCUGUGAAAUGAAAGUUCCUAUUUGUGACUCGUCAUCUUGUUUUAAUGGUGGACUGUGCUAUGAAUCCGAGUUUGGAUUUAAUUGCACGUGUCCCCAAGGAUUUAAUGGAACGUUUUGUGAAACAAAAGUUUCUGUAUGCAGUUCAUCUCCGUGUCUCAAUGGUGGACAGUGCUAUGAAUCCGAGUCUGGAUUUAAUUGCACAUGUCCCGAGGGAUUUAAUGGAACGUCUUGUGAAAUUCAAGUGUCUCCCUGUGACCCAAAUCCUUGUCAAAAUGGUGGAUAUUGUCUUGAGGCUGCUUCAGGGUUUGAUGUAUAUUGCAUCUGUCCUGAAGGUUACAAUGGGCCAUCUUGUGAAACAAAAGUUCCUGCUUGCGACUCUACGCCUUGUUUUAAUGGUGGACUGUGCUAUGAAACUGAGUUUGGAUUUAAUUGCACAUGUCCGGAAGGAUUUAAUGGAGCUUUCUGUGAAACAAUAGUUCUCGGUUGCAAUUCUUCUUCAUGUUUGAAUGGUGGAUUGUGUUAUGAGUCUGAAUUUGGAUUCAAUUGCACAUGUCCCCAAGGAUUCAAUGGAACGUUUUGUGAAUCUCAAGUUUCUCCAUGUGAACCGAAUCCUUGUCAAAAUGGUGGAUAUUGUCUGGAGGCUGCUUCAGGGUCUGAUGUAUAUUGCAUUUGUCCUGAAGGUUACAAUGGGUCAUCUUGUCAAACAAAAGUUCCUGCCUGUGACUCUUCGCCCUGUUUGAAUGGUGGACUGUGUUCUGAAUCUGACUUUGGAUUUAAUUGCACAUGUCCAGAAGGAUUUAAUGGAACAUUUUGUGAAACGCAAGUAUUUGCAUGUCCUUCAGAGCCUUGUCUUAAUGGUGGAAACUGCUCAGAAAUUCCAUAUGGAAUCGGCUACAAUUGUUCUUGUCUCGAUGGGUUUACAGGAGACAUAUGUCAACAUAAAGUGUUUGCAUGUUCAUCCAAUCCUUGUCGACACGGUGGAACUUGCUCAGAAUUUUUAGAAGACUUUGGCUUUAACUGUUCCUGUCAAGAUGGAUUUUAUGGUGAUAUGUGUCAAAACAGAGUGCUUGCAUGUUCAUCUGCUCCUUGUCUAAAUGGUGGAACUUGCUCUGAAUUUCUGGAAGACUUCGGAUACAAUUGUUCCUGUCCAGAAAGUUUUAUUGGCAAUAUCUGCCAAACCAAAGUGCUAGCUUGUUCAUCAUCUCCUUGUCUGAAUGGUGGAACUUGUUCUGAAUAUCUGGAAGACUUUGGCUACAAUUGCUCCUGUCCAGACGGCUUUACAGGAGACAUUUGUCAAACAAGAGUUUUGGCUUGUUCGUCAUCUCCUUGUCUCAAUGGUGGUACUUGCUCUGAAUAUCUGGAAGGUUUUGGCUACAAUUGUUCCUGUCCAGAUGGUUUUACAGGAGAUAACUGUCAAACCAGAGUUUUGGCUUGUUCAUCAUCUCCUUGUCUAAAUGGUGGAACUUGCUCUGAAUAUCUAGAAGAUUUUGGCUUCAAUUGCUCCUGCCCAGACGGCUUUACAGGAGCCAUUUGUCAAACAAGAGUUUUGGCUUGUUCAUCAUCUCCUUGUCUAAAUGGUGGAACUUGCUCUGAAUAUCCGGAAGGUUUUGGCUACAAUUGUUCCUGUCCAGAUGGUUUUACAGGAGAUAACUGUCAAACCAGAGUUUUGGCUUGUUCAUCAUCUCCUUGUCUAAAUGGUGGAACUUGCUCUGAAUAUCUAGAAGAUUUUGGCUACAAUUGUUCCUGUCCAGAUGGUUUUACAGGAGAUAACUGUCAAACCAGAGUUUUGGCUUGUUCAUCAUCUCCUUGUCUAAAUGGUGGAACUUGCUCUGAAUAUCUAGAAGAUUUUGGCUUCAAUUGCUCCUGCCCAGACGGCUUUACAGGAGCCAUUUGUCAAACAAGAGUUUUGGCUUGUUCAUCAUCUCCUUGUCUAAAUGGUGGAACUUGCUCUGAAUAUCCGGAAGGUUUUGGCUACAAUUGUUCCUGUCCAGACGGCUUUACAGGAGACAUUUGUCAAACAAGAGUUUUGGCUUGUUCAUCAUCUCCUUGUCUAAAUGGUGGAACUUGCUCUGAAUAUCCGGAAGGUUUUGGCUACAAUUGUUCCUGUCCAGAUGGUUUUACAGGAGAUAACUGUCAAGCCAGAGUUCUGGCUUGUUCAUCAUCUCCUUGUCUAAAUGGUGGAACUUGCUCUGAAUAUCUGGAAGAUUUUGGCUUCAAUUGCUCCUGUCCAGACGGCUUUACAGGAGACAUUUGUCAAACAAGAGUUUUGGCUUGUUCAUCAUCUCCUUGUCUAAAUGGUGGAACUUGCUCUGAAUAUCCGGAAGGUUUUGGCUACAAUUGUUCCUGUCCAGAUGGUUUUACAGGAGAUAACUGUCAAACCAGAGUGUUGGCUUGCUCAUCAUCUCCUUGUCUAAAUGGUGGAACUUGCUCCAAAUAUCUGGAAGAUUUUGGCUUCAAUUGCUCCUGCCCAGACGGCUUUACAGGAGCCAUUUGUCAAACAAGAGUUUUGGCUUGUUCAUCAUCUCCUUGUCUAAAUGGUGGAACUUGCUCUGAAUAUCCGGAAGGUUUUGGCUACAAUUGUUCCUGUCCAGAUGGUUUAACAGGAGAUAACUGUCAAACCAGAGUGUUGGCUUGUUCAUCAUCUCCUUGUCUAAAUGGUGGAACUUGCUCCGAAUAUCUGGAAGACUUUGGCUACAAUUGUUCCUGUCCAGAUGGUUUUACAGGAGAUAACUGUCAAACCAGAGUGUUGGCUUGUUCAUCAUCUCCCUGUCUAAAUGGUGGAACUUGCUCCGAAUAUCUGGAAGAUUUUGGCUUCAAUUGCUCCUGUCCAGACGGCUUUACAGGAGACAUUUGUCAAACAAGAGUUUUGGCUUGUUCAUCAUCUCCUUGUCUAAAUGGUGGAACUUGUUCUGAAUAUCUGGAAGAGUUCGGCUACAAUUGUUCCUGUCCAGAUGGUUUUACAGGAGAUAAUUGUCAAACAAGAGUUUUGGCUUGUUCAUCAUCUCCUUGUCUAAAUGGUGGAACUUGUUCUGAAUAUCUGGAAAAGUUCGGCUACAAUUGUUCCUGUCCAGAUGGUUUUACAGGAGAUAACUGUCAAACAAGAGUUUUUGCAUGUUCGUCUGACCCUUGUGAAAAUGGUGGCUAUUGCUCAGAACGUCUUGAAGGUUUUGGCUUCAAUUGUUCCUGUCCUGAAGGUUUUGAUGGAACUGUCUGUGAAAACAGAGUGUUUGCAUGCUCGUCAUCUCCCUGCUUAAAUGGCGGAAGUUGUGCAGAUUUCUUUGAAAAAUUUGGAUACGUUUGCUCCUGUCCUGAGGAGUUUUAUGGAGAUAAUUGUCAACACAGAGUGAGUCCAUGUACCCCAAGUCCAUGUCUUAAUGAUGGAGAAUGUUUCCAGCUUCAAGGAAGCAGCAGCUUAUACUUCUGUCUAUGUCCUGAGAAUUAUGUUGGACGGCACUGUGAAAUCACGCCUGCAUGCUCAUUAUCACCCUGUUUAAAUGGAGGAUCUUGCUCAGAAUCCACGAACAGUUCUCAAUAUACAUGCACCUGUGCACUCGGAUUUACAGGAGUAAAUUGUGAAAGUAGAGACUUUGCAUGCUUAUCAUCUCCCUGUAUGAAUGGGGGAGGUUGUGUAGAAUUCGAAGAUAGCUUCGGAUAUUCUUGUGUCUGUCCUUUUCCUUUCACCGGUGACAACUGUGAAAGUACAGUAUCUGCUUGUGCAUCCUUACCCUGUCUCAAUGGAGCAGGCUGUCAGGAAUUUACUUCCGGUGUCGGAUACAGCUGCAACUGCCUUCAAGGAUUUACAGGAACUCGCUGCGAGACGCGAGUGUUUGCCUGCAAUUCCAACCCUUGUGUGAAUGGGGCUUGUUCAAACCAAAAUGACGGCAGCUAUUCAUGUAACUGUCCGUCUGGAUUUACAGGAACGAAUUGCGAAACAGUCGUCUUCCCUGAUGGCUGUGCUUCAUCCCCUUGUGCGAAUGGAGUGUGCUUUACUGCAGGAUCAGGAAACGGUUAUCUCUGCAUAUGUAAUACAGGAUUCACUGGAACCAACUGUGAAUUUGAGGUGUUCGAGCCCUGCUCCAGUUCACCAUGUUUCAAUGGUGCAACUUGUCUUACUGAGAGUGAUAGGUCAGGGUAUACAUGUGCUUGUGCACCCGGUUUCAUCGGAACAAACUGCCUAAAUGCAGUGAACCCAUGUCUACCUAACCCGUGUGACAAUGGUGGGUUCUGCUCAAGUACACAAUCAGGAAAUUAUGUAUGUACCUGUCCUGAUGGCUUUACAGGAACGAACUGCGAAAACCUUGUGAGUCCAUGUAGUCCAAGUCCAUGUUCUAAUGGCGGAGUAUGCUUCCAGCUUCAUGGAGGCAGUAGUAAUUACUACUGUCAAUGCCCACCCAACUAUGAGGGGCAAAACUGCGAAUACAUGUCUCCGUGCAAUCCAAACCCCUGUCAGAAUGGAGCAGCCUGCUCGGUGGUCUUAGGCCAGUCCACCGAUUACCAGUGUAAUUGUGUCCCGGGAUUCCUGGGAGAAAAUUGCGAGUUAGUAGAUCCAUGCUCAAAUAAUCCAUGCGUUCGUGGACAGUGUUUCGUCAGCUCAACGAACGUUGAUUUCUUCUGCAUAUGCCCUGUCGGAUACGUGGGCAACACUUGCAAUGAGGUCGAAGAUCGUUGUGCAUCAAGCCCAUGUCUGAACGGGGCCACCUGUCUUACUAAUGGACUUACGGUAACUUGCCAGUGUACUCCCGACUUUUCCGGCGAAUUCUGCGGAACAUAUGAACCAUCGAGUCCAUGUGACUCAGACCCAUGCCAAAAUGGUGGAGGAUGCUAUGUUGAUGGACUUAACUCUCUUCAAUGUGUAUGUCCAGUAUACUACAGUGGUGAUUUCUGUGAAUUCUUUACACCUCCCAAUGUAUGUGAUUCGAAUCCAUGUGGUGGGAAUGGAAUAUGCAGCAACUUCAUCAGCUAUUUCACUUGUCAAUGUAUCAACGGUUACACUGGAUUGACGUGUUCAGAGCCACCCAGUCCAUGCCUGUCAAAUCCUUGUAAAAAUGGAGGUUCUUGUAACACAUUUGGGACAUCAUAUUCAUGUGACUGUAGCACGUCUCCAUUAGGUUACACUGGUAUUACAUGUGAAGUUGCACCCAACCCAUGUUUAUCGGGUCCAUGUCUUCGUGGUCAAUGCCUGAACCGUUUCACCAGCUAUGAAUGUGAUUGUUCACUUACUGGAGGUUAUUCAGGAGACAGAUGUGAAAUUGCCCCUGAUCCAUGUGACAGCGUGGUAUGCUUAAACGGAGGUCUGUGUAACAGAGGAACGUGUGACUGCUCCAAUACCGGCUAUGCUGGCACCUCUUGUGAAAUAUUGACCGAUCCAUGUGUUUCAGACCCUUGUCGCAACGGAGGGACUUGUAACAACUUUGGAUCAUUUUAUCGAUGUGAUUGCACUCCAGCAUUCGAUGGGGAUGUAUGUGAAAUAUAUGUGGAUCCUUGUGAAGCUUUUAACCCAUGUUUAAAUGGGGCAACAUGCGCAGAUCUAGGAACAGGGGAUUACUUCUGUAGCUGUCCAAUCGGUUUUGAGGGUGAUCGCUGUGAUACAGUUAUCAACUACUGCGAGAGUGAUCCAUGUCAAAAUGGCGGCGCUUGCCAACUGAUGCAGAACAUGUAUGGCUACAUGUGUGAAUGUCCUGUCGGCUAUGGAGGAAUCAACUGUGAAAUUCUCGUUGAUACCUGCCUGAGCAAUCCAUGUCUGAAUGGAGGUCAAUGUAUUGAGCAAUCCGGGUUUACGUAUUCAUGUGUUUGCACCAGCCAAUGGACAGGAAAUAAUUGCUCUGAACCUGUGGAUGCAUGUGAUAGUAAUCCUUGUGAGUAUGGUGGAGAAUGCACAAACUACUUCACAUACUUCGUCUGCACCUGCCCUCCGGGACGAUGGGGUUCCAGGUGUGAGAAUGAUUUUGAUGAAUGCACAAGUAAUCCAUGCCUUAACAAUGGAUUCUGUGAGAAUGGAAAUAAUACCUACUCCUGCACCUGCCAACGAGGCUUUGAAGGCGAUCAUUGUGAAAUCAACAUCAAUGAUUGUGAUUCAAAUCCAUGCCAGAACAAUGGCAUAUGUACAGAUGGGAUCGACCGGUUCACCUGUACGUGUGAUACUGGAUUCACUGGACCUACAUGUGCAGAGCUGCUUGAUACAUGUGCAAGUAAUCCUUGUCUAAAUGGAGCAACCUGUAAUAAUCUCUUCAACUCGUACCAGUGCCUAUGCCCAAGGGGGUGGAGUGGCACAAACUGUGAAUCAGUUACCAGCUGCAACGUUGACUACUACCUGGAAGGAUGUGCUGCUGUAGUGAUCACUAGCCCAAAUUAUCCUGGAAGCUAUGAUGACAACAAUACCUGCUCCUGGCUGGUCAUCUCCAACGAAAGGAACCGCCUGCACAUCCAGAUCACAGACUUCAUGACUGAAGAUUCUUAUGACACCCUAGAGAUUGGCGGUGGCGCCCUCAUUGGGAACCCAGUUUCCCUCUUCUCAGGUGGAGUCCUGUCGGGACCUGAAGAGCCUGUGAACUUCACCUCAGCUCAGACCACCAUCUGGAUGCGAUUUGUCACUGAUCCCGAUAAGAGUGAGAGAGGAUUCAGAGCUGUGGUUACUGAUCUUUGUGACAUUGACUUCCCGUGUGCAAGCAACCCUUGCCAGAAUAAUGGAGAAUGUGUGAAUACCAAUGACAACCUCCAGUAUUUCUGCAGAUGUGCUCCAGCUUUUACAGGCGAUAAUUGUGAAAUUUCUGUGCCAACACCUUGUGAUAGCAACCCCUGCUUAAAUGGCGGUAGCUGCUUCUUCAAUCCCGCCACUGAUCGGUUUGUCUGUGAUUGCCCUGAUGGUUGGACAGGCACUAAUUGUGAAGAAGAAAUCAUGAUCAUGUGCCCUGAGGGUUAUUGUUUGAACGGAGGAACAUGUGCUAUCGAUGUCAAUGAGCAGCCACAGUGUAGCUGUCCAGAAGGAUAUGUCGGUGACAGAUGUAACAUAGAACAAUGUCCUCCUGACUACUGUGGUGUGAAUAGUAUCCAGUGCUUUGUUGCCAGUGCUGGUGUUUACUCAUGUCAGUGCACAGCAGGUUACACUGGAUCACAGUGUGAAACAAAUAUUGAUGAAUGUGGAAGUGACCCAUGUCAGAACAAUGGUGUAUGCAUAGAUGGUAUGAAUGGCUAUGAAUGCCAGUGUAAUGACAUGUUCAGAGGUAGCAAUUGUGAAAUACCUUCAAAUGCUUGCAUUGGAAAUGAACCAUGUGAGAAUGGGGCUGCCUGUAUGGCUGAUACUAGCGGUGUCAACUUGUGUGUUUGCACUCCAGGCUUUGAGGGAACCCUCUGUGAAACUCCCAUCAACGAAUGUUCAAGCAACCCAUGCAGGAACAAUGGAGUGUGUAUAGAUAGUCUAGACCGAUAUGUCUGUGUGUGCAAAACUGGUUUUACAGGAGACGACUGCUCAGAAACUUCUGAUGGUAAUAACAACAACCUUCCCCAAGCUGAUGCGAGCAAUCUCCUUAUUGAGCCCUGGUGGAUAGCUUUAAUUUGCCUGAUUGGCCUCCUCUUUGUCAUCUUCAUCGUUGUAUGCCUCUGCACAAUGAAACGACAGGAUGAUCUAGACAAGAAGAAACUAAUGGCACUCAGUGCAUAGAAGAUGGAAUGUUACCAGACCAGGCUCAUGCGCCACAUCAGUAGAUAAAAUGCAUGAAACAUUAAACGUCAUGAGCUUUGACCUUUCCUGGACUUUACAAGAACAGCUUUUAAUUAAAUCGUAAUCAAUGGAAUGGGACUAGGUCUUUGCAAUUCUUCCUGCAUAAUAAUAUGUUAAUUUUUUUAAUGAAUAGAGCAUAUGAGAAAUUAUAAAAGUCAUUUCAAAGACACUAUAAUGUUACAUGAAAAAUAAUGUUGCAUUAUAAUUAUGUCAAAUGCUCCACCUUUUUCUAAAUUCGAAAUGCAUAAGCAUACAUGGAAAUGAAUUUGAACGACAGAUCAUUGUGUGCUUUUGAAGUGAGUUAUCAUAAAUUCUGUAAAAUGGAAUCAUUAUAUUUAAUUACAUGCAGCAUGUCCUUCAAAAAAUAUCUUUCCACUAAACAACUACAAAAGCAAGUAUUCCCAAUUGAGUGCUCUGAAAUAAAAAGCCCAUUAAAUUUUGUAAUUUCUAUUUUACUUUAAUUGGUAUUGCUUCAAUAGUUUUGAUUAAACAGUCCAUAAUGUAAGUGCUUCAAUGCUUUUCAGCCUGGGUAACUAAUAGUUGCACUCUGUAUCUUUAGGCAUAAAGCACUAUAUAAAUCCAGCUAUCAGCUAUCAUUAUCAUAACUGGGCGUGGUGGCGUGCGCCUGUAAUCCAAGCUUUGGGGAAGUUACAAAUUGAUGCAGAGGUUCGAGGUUCGAGCCCUGGUCACGUCUUUCGGAUAGUGACGUUAAAGGUCGGUCCCAGACGUAAAUAAUCAUAUCUGAUUGAUACACGUCUGACAAAACUCAAAUACACACACACACUCAUUGUUAUUAUGAAAUUAAAGGUCAACAUGUCCCUCCUUUGAACAUAUCCAAGAAUUGACUAAAGAAAUUUCUCAGAUCUGACAAGGUGAAUCAAGCCAUCACCAUGAUUUUAAAAAUGGCAAGAAACUCCCACUGUAAAGAUUAUUGAUGAUAGUAUACAUCACCCAAUACACGAUAAAUGUUGAUUUUUGACAGUGAUAUUAUAGGGAUACAAUAAAAAGAAAUACAACAAAAGAUGUACAUUGAAGGACUAUGUAACCAUAAGUAGAGCACAUAAAGCAAAAAUUAUCAGUCAAACUAAAAUUUGAUUUGUUUUCAUUUUAAAAGUUAAUAAACCUGACCUUAUAAAAUAAUAAAACAAGAAUUCAAUAUGAAAUUGAAGCAGAGGACAAAGUAAGCCUAUUUGGUAGUCUAUAUUUGUAGUAUAGUGUGAAUUACCCUUAGUUAAACUGGAAAUGGGCCAAAAAGCAAUGAUGUUAUGGAGGUAUUUGAAUUCAAAACUAAUAACCGAUACCUAUACUAUAUUUAUGGAAAGUACAAAAUUGAUUGGGCUUUUUAAAUCUCUAAACUCAAGUGAGCAUAAAGCUUGAAUUUUGUAAUUAUUCAGAAGUUUAUGAUAAAGCCAUUUUAUUCGGCCGACACACUGCAUUCGCCCGACACACUGUACUCGCCCCAGCUAUCGAGCAUUAAUGAUGAAUGGUUUAUUUUAUAGAUAGAAUCCUCAAUUUCAGAGGUUGAUUUAAAAAGAUUGUUAACAUAAUUAUGUUUUUUGUACUGAUUACGAUGAAAAUCUGGUAAUUGUUUUAGAUGUAAGUUUGAACGUCAGUGCCGGACAUUGAUUAAAAAAAACUCAUGGUGAUUGUAUUCUUAUAGAAAAAAAGGUGGUUUUUGUGUGGAUGUAUUGAAUAUCUGUUCUAUUGAUUUGACUAUGUGUGAUGAAUCUAUCUAUGGACCACCCUGCAGUAGUCAAACGGAAAGCAUGGAGAUAAGAGAAUAUAUUCAUGACAAUAUGUAUUCAUUAAAGUUAAUACGUUUUAUAAAAUCAAGUAUUCGAGGAAAGAUAUAUAUCUAAAAUGGAUUGGGUAAUAAUAUUUGACUAAAUUGAAAGAGGUAGUUUUCCUUACAACAUACAAUUUUCAAUUCUGUUAAUUGUUUGAUAUGCAAACGUUUCACCAAAUUUGAUAAAGAUGUUUUGUUUAUCAUUAUUGGUGUUGGUUCUUUGUUGUGUUUUGGGGUAUUUUUUUAACUGUCUGAUAAUGAUAUUACAAAUGCUGUAUUUAAAUAAUGCAUGCUUAAUCAGUAUUCCAAAUUAUGGCAGUGUCUUUCGAAAUCCAAAUAGCUUUCAAAUAAAAGCAAUAAUUGUCCUUUUUCUCGCUGUUCAUCUCAUAUUACGGGCAUACUUGAUUAAAAAACGCAAUUACUUAUCCAAUCAACCGGGCUCAAGUGCCUUGUAAUUUGUUCAUAUUAAAGUUAUUGAUUGUAAUUCAUCAAUUAAUCUAUUCUUUCAUGUUCAAUGAUAAUAUAUUUUUUUCCAAAUUUGUUUUUUUCUUUAUUGAUUACUAAUAUUUGUAUUUAUGUUUUUUAAUGUGAAAUUAAUUUACAUUUAAUGCAAAUUACUUGAAAAUAAAUUUCAUCAUUGCCCAAUAGUCUUUCAAAUGGGAAUUAGAGGUUGCGCAGUCGACUUGAUUAAAAAAUUAUUUUAAUUUUUGAACAUUACACUUAGAUUAGAUCUUUAAUUAAAUUCUACUUCAAAAAAGUCUGAUAAUUUGCACUUAUUCUCUAUUCUGAUCAUAUAUAUAUAGUGUGCAUUGAUGUAUGUGAAAUAUGCAUUUUUCUUUUCGCGUUUAGUAGUUUUACUUUUUUUAUUUCGUAUGGGAAAUUUGUGUGCCAUGAAAUUCUCAUUCUUUUUUGCAUUAAUACGACAAUGAUUUAUACAUAUGUUGAUCUUGUAGAUCUGUAAUUUUAAUUUCUCAGCGUCAUAAACUUUUAUAUAAUGGAAAUACUGUUCGCUUUUACUGAAAUUUGAGGCUAUGUAGUUAAAUUUCCUUCUCAUUUUCCCCAUAGAUUUUUAGAUUCCUUCCUCUAUUGUAGAACUUGAUCAUUUUAAGUCAUUCAUCACUAUACAAUAUAUUUCAACGAAGUUAUGAAAUGUAAUGAUUUUUAUAUGAAAAUAAACUUAUGAAUAUUGUAA